Messenger RNA from Cladophialophora immunda, 2389 nucleotides. RefSeq lists its product as uncharacterized. Lineage: Eukaryota; Fungi; Ascomycota; Eurotiomycetes; Chaetothyriales; Herpotrichiellaceae. The transcript has a single exon. The record is from RefSeq and is a predicted model, not a curated record. The coding region runs from base 445 to 867 and encodes 140 amino acids.
CUGUGGCUGGCCCGUGCUCAGGGAAUUCCCAUCCUGUCCAUUAUGCUCUUUUGGCCCAGCACGACUCGGCCUUGCAUAUCAGGCCUUGAGCCGUCAUGAACCCGCAGCUUACGAGGACUUCGAAACCGGUGUCGAGGAUGAUUGUCUUGCCCCUACUGAGAGAUGCUAUUAUUAAGCUCCAGGCCCCGGGAGCCUGUGGCUGUGAACCAUCCUGUCUCGCCGUGUCUCAUCCGGCUCAUCUCACCAAGCCUUCCGCGAGAUUUGGACUCACCGAUUUGCGGAGCAAGGCUUUGGGGUUGGCGCUGGUGGCGCCGGUAAUACGUCUGGUUCUCGUGGUAUCAACCUGGACUUACAGUACAGCACUGUAGCUUCGACGAGCUGUUGUGAUCUUGGCGCCUUGCAACACAAGUUUAUAAGGCACCAUCUGCACAACCCCUUCGGAACAUGCUACCGCUCUGCAACAGCCGAGCACUGGUAGCGUAUCGCAUAGACCGCUGUUUGAACCUACACUUAGCUGGAUGGUGCCCGAACCCUACGCCCGCAUCAAGACGAUUGGGGGGAAAAUUCCUCGGGCCUGAAAUGUGUUCUCUGGUUGUCGAUCAGGGGGGCCCAAUCUCCCCAGUCUCGCGAGAUCCUGCGGACUUGGCAAUGAUCCGUCACGGGAGCCUUACACUCGGGCAGUCUUCAGCAUCUCCUCGAAUCAUCCUUCCUCCUUGCACGGGCGGUGAAGGCAAUAUGGAAUGUGUAGCGUUUCUGCAAGCGACUGCACGGACGGCCAAGGCAUUUUGUCCAUUUGCUGUGUACGCGUUUCAUCAACAUGGGUCUUCUGCGCCCGUGCAGGUGAGGUCUUUGCUCCAGGACAAAUGAUCAUAGUCUGCUGUCCGUGCUUUCUGCACCGCGGUGACAACUGGUUUGAGCACCGGUCAGAGCCGGCCCUCACAACCUCUGGGAGCAUCCGUUCUGUCUUGCAGUGGAUACCGCGUUUCAUGAGUGAAUACAAGGCUGAAAUUUUCGGGGUUUGUUGAUAUCGUCGCCGAUCAUUCGCUGCCGAGCAACCAAAAACUCUUUCACACCAUGGAUCUCGGAAGGGACAUUUGAAUGCUGUUCAUCUGUUUCAGAGCGAGUAUUGUGAGUCAUACUCUCUCGAGCAGUCAGGCUUGAUCAUGUACGGGGUACACGAGCGAAAGACUUCGAUUCGCUCUUCAGAUGGGCCAUCACAUAUUUUCCAUGGCACGGAGGCAUCCAACCUCGUCACCCAAGAACACAAAUGGAAUGGUCAGCUGCUUGGGGCUUGCGCUGCUUAAGGUCAAGUAUUUCGGGGGCGCCGCACCUUGGGGACGGGUUUGCCAGGGAAAAUUGAAAUAUUCCUCCCUUAAAUUGUCAUCUUGUCAUUCUGCCUGGACUUUGCGUGUACGUCUUCAAACCCAUUGUUGACAGCACAUAUUUGCAUUAAUCAAAUAUUGCGAGAUGAGUGGAGGGGGGCAACCUUUUUGAGUUCUCGGUCGGGAUGAUUUGGCAAGUGGCGUAUCGGCCUCUGGAUGAACCGACACCACAUUUCCCACAGAAGCAACAAUGCUUGAGAAAGAUUGACGACUAGAGAUGGCAUCCAGAGCCACGGGUCCGCAUCACCGAUAUUACUCGACACCUAGAUGGUCGUGAACAAAAAACAACAACUGGCGGUCAACAAAUCAUGGGCAAGGACGGCCAACAGCACCCAGUGGCUGUCGGUGAGGAGUUGUCUUGACGACACGCCUUUCUCUUAAAGUUGCACUCCGACCGGAUGAUUGUGAUACUGACUCGGCACAUCGCUGUGAAGGCAGGCUGCUUCCAUUCAUGUUGACAAAAGUGAUCUGCGCUGAAAACAUGUGGGCAUGUCGCGGGAAGUAGAUGACGAUAACUAGUUCGGAUGGUCGUCAUGAUUCCCUUGGUUAUUGAUGGGGAUAUUGGUCCAAAUUGUUUGCUCUCCUGUUUCAUGUCCUGCGGGGUGUGCAAUGUUCUGGAGUGAUCCUUGUAGAUGGAAGGCCUUAUGACAGAGUGCCAAACUCUCUCCCAGGAAGAGUUCUCGAGUUCACUCUCAGCAACAUGUCGAGCCGUUGCGGGUUCUUAUAGGACUGGCCCUUGCAGUGCACCGGGUCGUUCGAGGGUUUCUUUGGGAGCAAUGACAAACUGCCGAUCAUGUCAGUCGUGUUUAUAAUAGGCCACCAGGGAGGGUCAACCCGGAACCUCACUCUGAUUUUGAGGCCUUAGUCCGCAGUCAGAGAGUCAGAUCCGUGAUCCCUCUCGCUGACCUCCCCGAAGCAGGACAAGGUGCCCCACACCAUGGAGCGGCGGAAGUCGCCUCAGGCAAUAGUAUGAAGUAGACUUCCAUCGAAUGGGGAUAGGACGAGAG